AAGGAGCCGAAGGAUUAAAACAUAAUACAGUAGGGAGCAGCAGGAAGCAGCAGCUAUGUCGAACCCAGCGUGUGCAGAGCUCUACACGAGCAUUAUUGAGGACGUGAUUGUCGAGUCCAGACAGGACUUUGAAAACGCAGGUAUUGACGAGCAGACGUUGCAGGACCUACGGCAAAUCUGGCGACAACGGUUACUGGCGUCGAAGGUGGCGGUGUUUCCGUGGGGUGACCCAGAGGAGCAGGGCGACGGCGGGGCGGAUGCAGAGCACCAGGACGGUGGCGGAGUUGGCCAGACAGCAAACGAGGCAGAUGCAGACGCAAACGGAGAGGGAGACGCAGAUGAAGGGUUAUUCGGGGACGAGGACGACGAGGAUGAGAAGAAGGGCGUAUCCGUGGGGGUGAAGAACGAGGACGGAGCGGGGCUGGGGUUCCCGGACGAACAGACAGAGGCCGCCGUGGGCGGAGACGCCAACACGGACCUUCUCUCGGCGCCGGGUCUGAGUCAGAACGACGGACUGGUGGGUGUUGUGCCCGCCAAGCAAAGCAGACACGCGGGUGGCAGCUUCAGCGGGCGGUUUGAGAAGGGGGCGAUGCCCACAGUGACCUUCAGCGUGCGAAACAAUCAGCUGGAUGGGUCAUUCGACUACGGGUUCGACGACGACGAAGACGCCAACGGCUCGAGCAGGAAGGUUGUUGGCGGAGCCGUCAACGGCACAGGCAACUCUGCCACCAACCACGACGACGAAGAUGAAGACGACGACGAAGACGACGACGACGAUCUCGGGUCGGACUUGGGCGCAGACAGCGACGCCAUCAAUAGCGACCUAGACGAUUCCGACGACGAGGACGACGAAGAUGCAGACGGCGACGGCGAUGACCCGGACGGCGACGGCGCAGGCAAUGACAUCGAGCAGAACAUCAUGCUCUGUCUCUACGACCGUGUCCAGCGGGUCAGGAACAGGUGGAAGUGCUCCCUCAAGGAUGGCCUCAUGAACAUCAACGGCAAGGACUACGUCUUCCAGAAGGCUACAGGCGACUCGGAGUGGUGACCACCGUGUAGCAUCAGUCUAUUUAUCUAAGUAUCAGCCAAACAUUUCCCUGUAAAGUGACCAAAACAGGUACUCGACCAGCGCAAAGCUUUUUGUCCGUCU
Messenger RNA from Pichia membranifaciens NRRL Y-2026, 1150 nucleotides. RefSeq lists its product as hypothetical. Gene Ontology annotation, biological process: transcription initiation at RNA polymerase II promoter; transcription by RNA polymerase II. The record is from RefSeq and is a predicted model, not a curated record. Lineage: Eukaryota; Fungi; Ascomycota; Pichiomycetes; Pichiales; Pichiaceae. Gene Ontology annotation, cellular component: transcription factor TFIIA complex. The coding region runs from base 56 to 1048 and encodes 330 amino acids. The transcript has a single exon.